Molecule: messenger RNA, 2994 nt
Organism: Peromyscus leucopus (white-footed mouse)
Lineage: Eukaryota; Metazoa; Chordata; Mammalia; Rodentia; Cricetidae
Product: protocadherin alpha-3-like
Biological process (GO): homophilic cell-cell adhesion
Cellular component (GO): plasma membrane
Molecular function (GO): calcium ion binding
Source: RefSeq, a predicted model, not a curated record
UCUGGCAUCUUGAAUGGGGAUUUCAUUCAGACACCAUCAGUUAAAGCACCUUUUAAAUUGUUUAGUCUGUAUGUACUUGUAAUCAAUAAAUCAUAUUAAAACUCAUCUUAGAAGAUUGCUGUGAAAAUUUAGUGGGAAGACUCCAUUAAGAGAAACAGAACAAUGUGCCGAUGAUACAAGAAGUUCAUUAUUAGUAAUGAAGCCAUGAGUUGGAGAGAUUGUAUGAAAAUGUAAGGCUAUGUUUUUGGUAAAACAAACACUUUGAUGACAACUUGCAGGAAAUCACAGGCUAAAAUACAAAUUUCGGGACAGUUCAAAUUAGGCAUAUAAGAAAUAAACACGUUAAAUACUUACACAUUUAGCCACUUGGUGUCGCUGUCCACCACAAGUUCCUUCACAAAAGAAACGCAGCGGGUAUUACACGUUCAUACGAUCCUUUUCGUCGCAGUCUCAGACAAAAUGGUAACGGUAAGGUGUUUAAGAUGUGAAGAUUAAGAAGCUGAAAAUAUUUAAGAAAAUUUCGAUCGGUGUGAGAGCUACCAAACAUUUGGAAGGGGCUUGCGAUGGUGUUUUCUUGGAGAGAAGAUCAGCGUCUGCUGCUCUGGCUUCUUCUCCUCGCAGCCUGGGAGGCAGGGAGCGGCCAGCUCCACUACUCCGUCCCCGAGGAGGCCAAACACGGCACCUUCGUGGGCCGCAUCGCUCAGGACCUGGGGCUGGAGCUGGCGGAACUGGUGCCCCGCCUGUUCAGGGUGGCGUCCAAGGACCGCGGGGACCUUCUGGAGGUAAAUCUGCAGAAUGGCAUUUUGUUUGUGAAUUCUCGGAUCGACCGGGAGGAGCUGUGCGGGCGGAGCGCGGAGUGCAGCAUCCAUUUGGAGGUGAUCGUGGACCGGCCGCUGCAGGUUUUCCAUGUGGAGGUGGAGGUGAGGGACAUUAACGACAAUCCUCCAGUAUUUCCAAUGGCCACAAAGAAUCUGUUUAUCUAUGAAUCUCGACAGCUUGGCUCUCGGUUUUCGCUAGAGGGCGCAUCAGAUGCAGAUAUAGGAACAAAUUCUUUGUUGACUUACAGUCUUAACUCCAGUGAGUACUUUACUUUGGAUGUCAAAAGAAAAGAUGAGGAAAUUAAAUCUCUGGGACUCGUGUUGAAAAAACUUUUAAAUCGAGAGGCCAUUCCUGAACAUCAUUUACUGAUAACGGCAGUUGAUGGCGGGAAACCUGAGCUAACUGGGACCACUCAAGUGAAGAUCACUGUCCUCGAUGUGAACGACAACGCCCCUGCAUUUGAGAGGACGCUCUACAAAGUCAGAUUAUCCGAAAAUGCACCGAAUGGUACUGUAGUGGUGGAUGUUAAUGCCUCUGAUUUGGAUGAAGGCGUAAAUAAGGACAUUGUUUAUUCUUUCCCCUGGAUCGUCACUGAGAUCCUGUCAAAAUUCCACUUAGACCCGAUUAAUGGAUACAUCACUGUGAAAGACAACAUAGAUUUUGAGGAAACUAAGUCUUUUGAAAUCCAGGUAGAGGCAGCAGACAAGGGAACCCCUCCAAUGACAGACCACUGCACGGUCCUAGUUGAAAUUGUGGAUGUCAAUGAUAAUGUGCCUGAAUUGGUCAUUAAGUCACUAUCAAUUCCUGUGUUAGAAAAUUCUGCACCUGGCACCGUUAUCGCACUGAUCAGUGUGUCCGACCGUGACUCUGGAGCCAAUGGGCAGGUGACCUGCUCUCUGACCCCUCAGGUCCCCUUCAAGUUGGUGUCCACCUUCAAGAAUUACUAUUCGCUUGUGCUGGACAGCGCUCUGGACCGAGAAACCACAGCUGACUAUAAGGUGGUGGUAACAGCCAGGGAUGGGGGCUCGCCCUCGCUGUGGGCCACAGCCAGCGUGUCCGUGGAGGUGGCUGACGUCAACGACAACGCGCCCGUGUUCGCACAGCCAGAAUACACGGUAUUCGUGAAGGAGAACAACCCGCCUGGCGCGCACAUCUUCACGGUGUCGGCCAUGGAUGCGGACGCGCAGGAGAACGCGCUGGUGUCCUACUCGCUGGUGGAGAGGAGGGUGGGCGAGCGCUUGCUGUCCAGCUAUGUGUCUGUGCACGCGGAGAGCGGCAAGGUGUUCGCACUGCAGCCUCUGGACCAUGAGGAGCUGGAGCUGCUGCAGUUCCAGGUGAGCGCGCGGGAUGCUGGUGUGCCUUCCCUGGGCAGCAAUGUGACUCUGCAGGUGUUUGUGCUGGAUGAGAAUGACAAUGCGCCCGCGCUGCUGGGACCUCAGGCGGGCAGCGCAGUGAGCGAACUGGUGUCAAGGUCAGUGGGUGCGGGACAUGUGGUGACAAAGAUUCGCGCGGUAGACGCAGACUCUGGCUACAACGCGUGGCUCUCUUAUGAGCUGCAGUCGGCGGUGGGCAGUGGGCGCCUCCCGUUCCGGGUGGGUCUGUAUACCGGUGAGAUCAGCACCACGCGUGUCCUAGAUGAGGCAGAUGCGCCAAGACAGCGCCUAUUGGUGCUGGUGAAGGACCACGGCGAGCCGAUGCUGACAGCCACAGCUACAUUGCUGUUGUCUCUCGUGGAGAAUGGGCACACGCCAAAUGCCCCAUCGCGGGCUUUGGUGGAUUCUGCUGGCAGGGAGGCAUCGCUAGUGGAUGUCAACGUGUACCUGAUCAUCGCCAUCUGCGCAGUGUCCAGCCUGUUGGUGCUCACGCUGCUGCUGUACCUUGCACUCAGGUGCUCAGCAACGCCCACGGAGGGUGUGUGUGGGCCGGGGAAGCCCGUGCUGGUGUGCUCCAGCGCGGUGGGGAGCUGGUCAUACUCACAGCAGAGGAGACAGAGAUGUGCUCUGGAGAGGUCCCGCCCAAAACCGACCUCAUGGCCUUCAGCCCAAGUCUUACACCCUGUCCAGUUAGUCAGGAGAAAGAGGACAAACUGAUUGCAGACGUUGAUUUCUCCAUCAAGCCCCGACAGCCCAACCCUGACUGGCGUUACUCUGCCUCGCUAAGAGCAGGCAUGCACAG